Messenger RNA from Dunckerocampus dactyliophorus (ringed pipefish), 2674 nucleotides. It is a transcript of the gene smarcd2, whose product is annotated as SWI/SNF related, matrix associated, actin dependent regulator of chromatin, subfamily d, member 2. Gene Ontology annotation, biological process: regulation of transcription by RNA polymerase II. The transcript is spliced from 13 exons. The record is from RefSeq and is a predicted model, not a curated record. Bases 541 to 2070 code for a protein of 509 amino acids. NCBI's taxonomy places the organism in Eukaryota, Metazoa, Chordata, Actinopteri, Syngnathiformes, Syngnathidae. Gene Ontology annotation, cellular component: nucleus; SWI/SNF complex.
GUACAGUCUUGGUUAAAAAGAAGAGUCUGUGGAUAUAUCAAUAGAGCAUAACAAGUAAUUGUUUUACUAACGUUAUUGUCACCAUUUUCACGACAAAUAUAAGAAAUGUAGUGUGAUUGAUAGCGUCAGUUAACGCACCAGUCACAGUUGGAACUCAAACUGGUAAGACUUAACUGAAGGCAACAUUCGUAUGUGGCGUUGACUAGAAAACUAGUCCGUGUUCACUUAAAGGACUGCCCCAACUUUGACGUGUGUUUUCCUCCUGACUUUUUUAAUGACACACAUGGUUAUUAACUAGCUGAAGAUGUUCACUUCAUCUUGGAAUCGCGUGGGAAGUUUAACAGAAGCCACAAGUUGUUGUUUGGACAAGAACAAGUACUUGUAAGCAAAAGCCCGAAACGAGCUAACAAACAUUUAAGCUAGCUCUUUGUUGACUGCCAACUGUCAAAACUUCCGUCAAAAAACGUCAACUUCACGACUUUUAAUAGCCGCUAAAAACGCUACAUUUUUUUCUUAAAUCGGCGUUUCUGCAACUGUGAGAUGACAGCAAAAGGAGGAUUCACCGGACCACCGAUGAACCCGAGCGUGAACCCCAUGAAUAUUGGACACGCUGCCGGCUUGAGGAUGCCCGGAAUGCCGCAAACUCCUGGAGGGUUCCCCCGCUCCAUGACCGGCGCACCCCAGUACCCCCAGCGUCCAGGGAUGACACUGAACAGAGUUGGCGGCCACAUGGGGUCAAUGGGUGGUCAGCUCCCAGGUCCCUCUUAUGGUGCUGGCGGUGGCGUCGGCAUGCCCAUGCGCCCGAGCAUGGGGCCUCCAUCCUUGGAUGUGUCUCGGAAGCGGUUAUUUCAUCACCACCACCACCACCAUCAACAACAACAGCAGCAGCAAGAGGCACUUGGCAGAAGAGGGGCAAAAAGACGUAAGAUGGCAGACAAGGUUCUCCCACAGAGAAUCAGAGACCUGGUCCCAGAGUCCCAGGCCUACAUGGACCUCUUGGCUUUUGAGAGGAAACUGGACCAGACCAUCGCCCGUAAACGUAUGGAGAUACAGGAGGCUAUCAAGAAGCCCAUAAUGCAAAAACGCAAGCUGAGGAUCUACAUUUCCAACACGUACACCCCUUGCAAGCCUGAGGGUGAGGAGGCAGAGAAGGUGUCCUCCUGGGAAUUGAGAGUGGAAGGAAAACUUCUGGAGGAACCUGGCAAACAGAAGAGGAAGUUCUCAUCUUUCUUCAAGAGCCUGGUCAUCGAGCUCGAUAAGGAGCUUUAUGGACCCGACAACCACUUGGUGGAGUGGCACAGAAUGCCCACCACUCAGGAGACUGACGGUUUCCAGGUGAAAAGACCCGGUGACGUGAACGUCAAAUGCACCCUUCUGCUCAUGCUUGACCACCAGCCUCCUCAGUACAAACUGGAUCUACGACUAGCUCGUCUGCUUGGCGUGCACACGCAGACGCGGUCCAGCAUCAUGCAGGCUCUUUGGCUCUACAUCAAGAACAACAAGCUGCAAGAUAGUCAUGAGAAGGAGUACAUCAACUGCAAUCGCUACUUUAGACAAAUUUUCAGCUGCUCUCGCAUGAGGUUCUGUGAGAUUCCUAUGAAGCUGGCUGGGCUUCUCCAGCACCCUGACCCCAUUGUUAUUAAUCACAUGAUCAGCGUGGACCCCAAUGACCAGAAGAAGACGGCAUGCUACGACAUCGAUGUGGAGGUGGACGACCCUCUGAAGGCCCAAAUGAGCAGCUUCUUGUCCUCUACGACCAACCAGCAGGAAAUCGCCGCAUUGGAGAUGAAGAUACACGAGACGAUCGAGUACAUCAACCAGCUGAAGACAGAGAGAGACUUCAUGUUGAGCUUCAGCAACAACCCUCAGGACUUCAUCCAGGACUGGCUCAAGUCUCAGUGCAGAGAUCUGAAGUUGAUGACAGACGUGACGGGGAAUCCAGAGGAGGAGAGAAGGACUGAGUUCUACCAGGCGCCAUGGAUGCCUGAGGCAGUAGGCAGAUACAUCUACUUCAAAGUGCAGCAGAAGAAACAAGAGUUGGAGCAGGUUCUAGGGAUCAGACUCAGCUAAACACAUCUCCACAGUGGUGUCACAAUCAUUGAUCCAGUUUACAUGUACAUUCCUAUUCUAGCUUCUGAAUGCAAGUAUCCUGCACCAAAGCCAUUUCAAAUGUCGUAAUGUUCUUUUUUUGCCCUGUAUUGAGCCUCUUCUGCAAUAUCGUGUUUAUGGUACAAUGCUUUUAGCGUCGGUGCUGGCUGGGCCUCUCUUACUAGCACUCUUAAUUUGAAAGGGUGUCUGUUGAUCUAUUGUAUGUUUGAAAGUCAUAUCAUUUUGUUAUGUGCUAAUACUUUCUGCACACUUUGAAGCCAUGGCAGAAUUUUUUUAUGGUAGGAUAUUUUUAUGUAGAACAAUAUAUGUUUUGCAUGCAAAAUAAUACUUUUUUCAGGGGAAUGGUUUGUCUUUUUUUUUUUUUUUACAUACUGAAUAUUUGCAUGUUGUUAUAAUGUUGCGUCUGACAAUCUGUGAUUUUUUUCUUGUUGCAAGUGGGUUAAUUACUUUCUACGUUGCAUAUUUGCUAAAUUGUUUGGUACAGAAGGCACUUAGAAUUUGAUAACAUCCAAAAAGUAGCAACAUUUAUCUUUUAUACAUUUGGAAUAUUUUGUACAAUAAACAU